AAGCAAGCCUUCCAGGAGAAGACAUGGCUGACCCUGACAACAAGAGCUGCAACUGUGAAUUUUUGACAGAAGAUCUCACACCAGGCCUUAAAGCCAGCAUCCGGGCAGUGUGCAUCAUGCGAUUUCUGGUUUCCAAGCGAAAAUUCAAGGAAAGCCUGCGACCGUAUGAUGUGAUGGAUGUCAUUGAACAGUAUUCAGCAGGACAUUUGGAUAUGCUUUCCCGGAUCAAAAAUCUUCAGUCCAGGAUAGAUAUGAUUGUGGGUCCCCCACCCUCUUCAACUCCCCGGCAUAAGAAGUAUUCAACCAAAGGAUCACCCCAAUACUCGCCUAGAGUUGACCAGAUUGUUGGGCGUGGACCAUCAAUGACGGAUAAAGACCGAACCAAAGGCCCAUCUGAAGGGGAACUUCCAGAAGAUCCAAGUAUGAUGGGAAGACUUGGCAAAGUAGAAAAGCAGGUUCUGUCCAUGGAGAAGAAGUUGGACUUCCUGGUCAAUAUCUACAUGCAACGGAUGGGGAUCCCACCUACUGAAACAGAAGCCUAUUUUGGUUCCAAAGAACCUGAUCCAGCACCACCUUAUCAUAGCCCAGAGGACAGCCGGGAACAUAUUGAUAAAAACGGCUGUAUUAUCAAGAUCAUUCGCUCUACCAGUUCAAUGGGACAGAAGAAUUUUUCUGCACCACCAGCCACAACAAUGCCAAACAACUCAUGCCCCCCCUCCACUUCUUGGCAGCAAUAUCAACGUCAAAGUCACGGGACAUCCCCAGUUGGUGAUCCUGGCUCUUUGGUUAGAAUCCCACCACCACCUUCACAUGAGCGUUCCUUAUCCGCCUACAGUGGGGGGAGCAGGGCCAAUGCUGAGUAUGCAAAGAAUGAAGAUGUUACUGCUAAACAUCCUGAGAGUGCCCUAAGAGAUAGUGACACUUCUAUUUCAAUCCCAUCUGUCGACCAUGAGGAACUGGAGCGUUCCUUCAGCGGCUUUAGCAUCUCCCAGUCCAAAGAAAAUUUGGACAUCCUUAACAAUGGUUGCUACACCGCUGUGGCCAAAAUCAGACCUUACAUUGCAGAAGGUGAGUCGGAUACAGAUUCUGACCUCUGCACACCCUGUGGCCCCCCACCAAGAUCAGCAACAGGUGAGGGACCUUUCAGUGAUCUAGGCUGGUCAACCCCAAGACAGUGAAGCCAUGGGAAGCCACCUGAAGAUAACAUCGAGAAUAUGGGGCAGUCAUAGGUCUGCAUAUAGAACCUCUUCAGCAGACUGAAAGUUCAUGUUCUGUGACCCAGAAGUAGUGGGUACUUAAUCAUAGAUUACCUUGGGGGUGGGGGAACAGAGGCAGUACCGGUGACCUACAAAGAGAGAGAGUACUGGAAUGCAUAACUUGAAAUGUCUUGAAAUGUCCGUUGUACUAUCUUCCUGACUUUCUAAAAUGGAUAAGUGAAACUUUUUUCAUACUCCUGUGGGUAGAUAGCCACAACUCUUAGUAGUCUUUUCAACUAAGAGGACGCAGGCAUUGGGUCAGAGUUUGGUUGAGUAAUGGGCAAAUACCAGUUUUGAAUACGAAGAUUUGCCCUGAGGUCCUGAGCUUUUGAAUCACACACAAAAAUGAUACUGAUUUUUUUAAAAAAAAUGCCUUGGGAGAAGAGGAAACACAUCUGUUGUAUGUGUUGACAAAUGGAGGUUUAAUAAUCAUUACAGAGCAGUUAAGCAGCAGAGACCUAAAAGGGUUCAUGCCCUAAGUCCAAAUGGCACGUCCAUGAAUUUUCAGUAACAGAAAAGAAAACAGCCUUGAAGCUUUGCAUUAGGGUUAGGACCAUAGCCUGAAAGAGAAGUGUUUGAGUUGAAAAAAAAACAACUGUGAAGCAAGGUUGCUUCCAUCUGAGUAUUGUUUUGUUUUUAAAUAAAAUAUUUGGAGGACAGUGGCAUUAAACCAGUUCUCAGUGUGCACGCUCAGAUAUUUAGAUAUGUUUAUCCUCCUCAGGAUGCUGUGACAGACAAGAAGAUUGGAAGCCAAGUAUGGGAGAAACCUAACCUUUGCAUUCAGAUGGAUCUAAGUUAAUACUGUUCCAGUUUGGAAUGGCUGUUUCCUGCAUUACAUGCCAUAAUUGUGUCUGCAGGGGACAAGUGACGUUUGUCAUGAUAGAAAUGGCACGAGUUAUGGACUUGGAUCAUGGCAUUCUUGCACCAUUUGUGCAAUGAUGUAAUGAUGUCCCUGUCACCAUUUUGCUGUCAUGGCUUGCUGCCAUGGCUUGCUAUUGUAGCCAUGUGGGGAAGUUCAAAAUGAUGAAGCAAAAGACCUUCUCGGUCGCUCUUAGGGAAGCAGUCUAUGGAACGCCUUGCCAAUUUACUGAAUUUGUAAGGACAUGUAAAAAAACUGAAAUCCUGUAAGAUGAGAAGAAAUCUCAUGAUAGAGUCAAAAGGAAGAGUUCUUCAGGAGCUAAUAUCUGGGUGGUAGGAAGGGGUGACCUCUGCAAUGCAUUGUGCCUGGAUGCUUUAGCACAGGGUUUGU
Messenger RNA from Python bivittatus (Burmese python), 2505 nucleotides. The record is from RefSeq and is a predicted model, not a curated record. Lineage: Eukaryota; Metazoa; Chordata; Lepidosauria; Squamata; Pythonidae.